This is a messenger RNA of Symbiodinium sp. CCMP2592, 888 nucleotides long. NCBI's taxonomy places the organism in Eukaryota, Dinophyceae, Suessiales, Symbiodiniaceae. The record is from the annotation of a GenBank genome assembly.
AUGGCAGGAUUGCCCACCACCGCUGAGGCAGCAGGCAGGGCCAAUAGCUCAGAGAAGCACAAUCGCUUGGAGGGUGCUGCAGACUUCACCGACAGAUAUGCCAGGAUAGAAGGGGUGCAAGAUGACGUCCAGCCGAUCACGAGAUUCCAGGACGUUCGUUCAAUUUGCAAGUCUUGCGUUCGGCUCUCACCGCUUUUCGCUCCAUCAGCCUUGUGUCCCGACUCAACCCAUCACUGGCCAGAAGUAGCUAAAACCUUUUUUGACGAGGGGUACGAGUACGUGGCUGGUAUCACUGUGUGCAAGUACACGUCGAUCUUUGCAGAGGACUUUGACUCUCCUUUUCGGAAGGCGAUCCGAAAAGAGCUCUUGGCGGCGGGCUACACAGAGCCGACUCCUAUUCAGGCUUAUGGGUGGCCUUUGCUGCUUAGUGGCCGCGAUUGCAUUGCCAUCGCGAAGACUGGCUCGGGCAAGACUUUGGCCUUCCUGCUGCCAGCGCUUCACAACAUUCACAGUUGGCUCCAGGAAGCGGGCCCGGGUGCUGACGGUGCUGGUCCGCUUGCAUUGGUGGCCGUGGGCUUUGUGCUGCUGCUUUCAUCGAAUGUUGUGAAACGCUUCUGCGCAUGUCGAUAUUCCAAUUCCGCAUACAUCGGGCCCGCUUGCAUCGAUGUGCAAGCCCUGCAACAUGCCAAAGAGUUCUCAGUCCCUGUCCGGUCAGUCCUCAGUCCCUCACCCCCCGACAGACCACCCUCUCCAAAACACCGAACCCACCGGCGAUUGCGGCUUCAACCUCUCAACCAAAGACGAAAAACAACACAUGCCAAAGAUCCGCAGAGCUGGCGUUUCUGGCGUGUUGUUGCUCUGCGUAUUGCUUCAAGCACCCCUGUCUGA